AUGACCAAAGGCGUCAUGUACUCUCUUUUGCUGACCGUACUCGGUCCCAUCGUAGCAGGCAUCGUCUACACCAUAUUGCUUGUAGGACGUCGUGAGAAGAACUUACCACCGGGUCCUCCUACCUUCCCUAUCCUAGGCAAUCUUCUACAAAUACCACUUAAAGGAGCGCACUUUCAGUUCACCAAAUGGGCAGAGCAAUAUGGUGGCAUUUACACCCUCAAGCUAGGCACUGGCACAGCAGCAGUCAUCACUGACCGUCGUCUCGUUAAGGAGCUGGUCGAUAAGAAGAGCGCAAAGUACUCGGAACGGCCAAAGUCUUAUGUCGCCAAUCUCAUCAGUGGCGGCGACCACAUCCUUCUCAUGGACUAUGGAGCGCAAUGGCGAGAUACCAGGAAGCUGCUUCAUGGGUCGUUCAUGGAAAGGAUGGUAGACGAGAACCACAUGCCACUGCAGGAAGCUGAAGCACGCUAA
Fulvia fulva is the source of this 471-nucleotide messenger RNA. Its product is annotated as Cytochrome P450 monooxygenase. The record is from RefSeq and is a predicted model, not a curated record. Lineage: Eukaryota; Fungi; Ascomycota; Dothideomycetes; Mycosphaerellales; Mycosphaerellaceae. The transcript has 2 exons. Gene Ontology annotation, molecular function: iron ion binding; monooxygenase activity; oxidoreductase activity, acting on paired donors, with incorporation or reduction of molecular oxygen. The coding region runs from base 1 to 471 and encodes 156 amino acids.